Messenger RNA from Etheostoma cragini (Arkansas darter), 2418 nucleotides. Its product is annotated as ABC transporter F family member 4-like. NCBI's taxonomy places the organism in Eukaryota, Metazoa, Chordata, Actinopteri, Perciformes, Percidae. The transcript has 15 exons. Bases 141 to 2402 code for a protein of 753 amino acids. Gene Ontology annotation, molecular function: protein binding. The record is from RefSeq and is a predicted model, not a curated record.
GCAUUUCGAGGGGGGUGUCGUCACAGGCUCAUGGCUACACGCUGUCCCAGCGAGCAUGAACUGGACUGUUAAUAAUCCCUGAACGAUAUUCCAGUUCUCGUCCCGUGUGCUGGCCGUGUGAGCGCGUGCAGUCGGACACCAUGGGCACGGAGGACGACGCCAAUCUGCUCUUUCUCAUCUUCCAGUACCUGAAGGUUAACGGCUACCGGAAAGCUGCGAAGGUGCUGGAAAAACACGUUGCUCAGGUGGAGACACCUGAGGAGAGCUCCAACCUUCAUGAUAUCUACACAGGCUGGAUGAAGCUGUGCUCUCUAGCCCAGCAUGCCAAGCAAGAGACAGAAGACCCUACUUUAAAGAAGAAGAGCAUUAAACCCGAACCUGCCACCAGCGAAGAAGAGGAGGGCUUAGACACUAAACCCUCCAACAUCACAGAGGAAAACAACGUGGAUGAAAAAGCUCCACUCGGGUCUAAGACAGAAGGUGCUGAAUCAUGCAACGCAGAGCUCCCCUCUGAGGGCAGAGAUGCUGAGUCAGUCUCUGAGCAGCUGCUGCAUCCUGCAAGUGAAACCAAAGCAACAGACAGUGAAGAAAAGAGAGAGGAGGAAACCAAAACAGAGCCAGAGCCAGCUCCUGUUGAAGAGUCUGCUGAGGCAGCCAUCAAGGCCGAGAGUUCCAGCUCGGACCUUGAGGAAGAGGUUGCCCCCGGCCCACUCGAGCCCGGACAAGCUGCCUCUGAUGGGGCUGGGGAUGGGCUCCCGGCCCCGGAUCCAGCCGCUACCUCCAGUCCAGCUAUGGAGAGCAGUGCGGAGCCUGAAGAGGACGAAGAUGAGCUGCCGCAGGAGACGCAGGCAGCCCGAGAUGAAACCUCUGCAGUUGUUCAGACAUCCAUCAAUCAAACUGAGGCCUCAGAAGAUGAAGACAGCGCUGCAAAGGAGCCCGGCACAGCUGACCCGACCCCCCAGGAGACCAAUGACCAGCAGACAGAGAGGGAAGCCCCGCCCCCCACUGCAGACCCUGAUUCUGAAAAUCCUGAUGAGGAAGAGGAGGACAAUGAGGAGAAAUCUACGAGCACAAAGAGCAGUGACCUCUCCCCUCUGCAGAAGCCUGAUGUCCACACUGAGACAUCACCACCCCCCCCAGAGGACCCCGUCUUUGACACUGCAGAAGAUCAACUAGACCCAGAAGUCAACAUCAUCCUCAACAUUGAAGUCAGCGACAGUGAGGCGGCCGAGCAAGAACCCGUCCAGCUGGUCCCUGAGGAGGUGGCAGAGUCUGUAAAAGAUGCCCCAACUCGCAAGAAGAGGAAGAAGAAAAACAAGGGCAAAAAGGACGAAGUGACGGCAACUACAGAUCCCCCGAGCACGGACUCAUCCACCGUCGAUAUAUCCAGCGAUUCUACUCUGAUCACCGAGACUGGCAAAAAGACAAAGAGAGCGGAUGAGGUGGCAGAGGAAGAGACGGAUCAGAAGCAAGAGGAGGAGGAGGAGGAUACGUCUCGGGCCACUUCACCAGAGAAGAAGAAAGCGGCUAAGAAAAGGAAAAGGGAGACGAAAGAAGUGGGAGAGAUAGAUGAGGGGGCUCCCAUCACUCCUUCAGACAAGAAGAUCAAAAAGAGAAAGGUUAAAGAUGUAGAAGAGGAGCAGAGCGAGGCAGCAGGAGUGGAGGAAGAGGAGAAUCUUGUGGUUCCGGCAACAGGUGAGAAAAAGAAGAAGAAGAAAAAAAGGAAAAAAGAUGGCGCACAAGGGGGCGAGGAGGUGCAGUCUGAUGAGAGACCAGCAGGGGGAGACGGAGACACCGCAAAGCAUCUGGAGGCCACAGACGGAGACUCCUCUCAGCUCUCCUCGGCCAAAAAGAAACACCGCCCCAAGAAGAAACUGAGCAAGAAAAAGAGACUGAGGCUCCACAGGCGGGAGAAGGAGACGCUGAUGAUGAACAAGUGGAAGGAGAAGAAGCUCGCUAAGAAACUAAAACACAAGAAAGGGGCAGCAGAGGAGACACAUGGUUCUACUCAGCAAGAUGACAACACAACAAAAAAGAAGAAGUUGAAAAUGAACACGGAACAAGAAGAGAACUCCUCAAAGGAAAAUCAACCACCAAAGAAGAAAAAGAAGAGAUUGGUGGAGUUGGAGGAGGAGGAAUGCAGCACUAUGCCUGCUGAGCCUCCUGAAGUUGACUCGACCCCACUUUCAAAGGAAAUCAAGAAGAAGAAAAAGAAAAAGAUGAAGGCGGUAGAAGGCGAGGAGACGACACCCAUGCCCAUCCCUGUCAGCCAGGAUGGACCUGCAAAGAAAAAGAAGAAGAACAGAUUAAAGGAGAAACUGGAGGAGGCGGAACUAGCUGCAGACCAACAAGCUAAUUCUACAAAAAAGAAAUCCUCCAAAAAAACGGUCACCUCUGAUUAAAUACGUCAGUGGAGAG